GGCGGGAGUCACGUUACCCGAGGACGCGCGGCCGAGCGCAGGGCGCAGCCGAGCCCGGGGCGGCGCGACCACAGGUGCCCGCGGCCGGGGACUCUGGACCCCGACCGGACCUCAACCCAGAUCCUGACCCCGACCCCACGCCGGGGUCCUGGCCGGGGACCCCGACCCCAUCCCGGACCCCAACCUGGGAUCCUGGCCCGGGACCCCUGCCCGGAACUCUGACCCCAAUACGGGAUCUCUACCCCGACCCCCAUACCAGACCCCAACCUGAUCCAACCCGGGACCCCGACCACGCCCUGAGCCCAGACUCCGGAGCUCACCCGACUCCAGCCCAGAGCCCGACCCGGGACCCGGACCAGGUACCGGAUCCCCGCCAAGACUUCAGACCCUGAAUCCAACCCUGAACUUGACCUGGGACCCCUGCCCUAGGUUUCGGAUCCCAACCCUCUACCCCGACCCUAGACCCCUGACCUCGGACUCCGACCCCGACCCUGACCUCCUGACCCUCGACCCCGACCCACCAUGACGGGGCUGGAGGAGGACCAGGAGUUCGACUUUGAUUUCCUCUUCGAGUUUAACCAGAGCGACGAGGGCGCCGCCGCCGCCGGGGCCACCGCAGAACGCUACAGUUAUGCCACCACCGGCAUCAGUUCUGCUCUGCCCCUCCCCACGGCACCGCCCGCGCUGCCAGCUCCAUGCCACGACCAGCAGGCCUCGGCUGCUGGGAUCUCAGCUGUUGGGUCAGCGGGUCACCCUGCGGGGUACGCAGGCGCCAUGGACGGCGGGCCCUCGGGCUACUUCCUCCCCUCCGGUGGUGUCAGGCCCAACGGGGCCCCCGCCCUGGAGAGCCCUCGCAUUGAGAUCACAUCCUACCUGGGGCUGCACCACAACAACGGCCAGUUCUUCCAUGACGUGGCCGUGGAAGACGUUCUUCCCAACCCCAGACGCUCCCCGUCCACGGCCACCUUGAGUCUUCCCAACCUGGAGGCCUACCGAGACCCCUCAUGCCUGAGCCCGGCCAGCAGCCUGUCGUCCCGUAGCUGCAACUCCGAGGCCUCGUCCUACGAGUCCAGCUUCUCAUACCCGUACGCGUCCCCGCAGACGUCCCCGUGGCAGUCUCCCUGCGUGUCCCCCAAGACCACGGACCCUGAGGAGGGCUUUCCCCGUGGCCUGGGGGCCUGCAGCCUGCUGGGGUCCCCGCGGCACUCACCGUCCACCUCGCCCCGCACCAGUGUCACCGAGGAGAGCUGGUUGGGGGCCCGCACGUCCAGGCCCUCGUCCCCCUGCAACAAGAGGAAGUACGGUCUCAACGGCCGGCAACUGUCCUGCUCCCCACACGCCUCGCCCACGCCGUCCCCGCACAGCUCGCCGAGGGUCAGCGUCACCGACGACACUUGGCUGGGCAACACCACGCAGUACACGAGCUCUGCCAUCGUGGCUGCCAUCAAUGCCCUGAGCACCGACAGUAGCCUGGACCUGGGCGAUGGUGUCCCCGUCAAGGCCCGCAAGACCGCCCUGGACCACUCACCCUCACUGGCGCUCAAGGUGGAGCCGGCAGCCGAGGACCUGGGGGCCACGCCGCCCACAUCCGACUUCCCACCUGAGGAGUUUCCGCCCUUCCAGCACAUCCGCAAGGGCGCCUUCUGCGACCAGUACCUGUCGGUGCCGCAGCACCCAUACCCGUGGGCCAGGCCACGGUCCCCGACGCCCUAUGCCAGCCCGUCUCUCCCUGCCCUGGACUGGCAGCUGCCGUCACACUCAGGACCCUACGAGCUGAGGAUCGAGGUGCAGCCCAAGUCCCACCACAGAGCUCAUUACGAGACGGAGGGGAGCCGCGGGGCUGUGAAGGCAUCGGCCGGAGGACACCCCAGCGUGCAGCUGCACGGCUACGUGGAGAGCGAGCCGCUCACCCUGCAGUUGUUCAUCGGGACGGCAGACGACCGGCUACUGAGGCCGCACGCCUUCUACCAAGUGCACCGGAUCACCGGGAAGACCGUGUCCACCACCAGCCAUGAGGCCGUCCUCUCCAACACCAAGGUCCUGGAAAUCCCGCUUCUGCCAGAAAAUAACAUGCGCGCAAUCAUUGACUGUGCUGGGAUCCUGAAGCUCCGAAACUCUGACAUUGAGCUUCGCAAAGGGGAGACGGACAUUGGGCGGAAGAACACCAGAGUGAGGCUGGUCUUCCGCGUCCACAUCCCGCAGCCCAACGGCCGGACACUGUCACUGCAGGUGGCCUCCAACCCCAUCGAGUGCUCCCAGCGCUCAGCCCAGGAGCUGCCCCUCGUGGAGAAGCAGAGCGCAGCCAGUUGCCCAGUCCUGGGCGGGAAGAGGAUGGUCCUGACUGGCCACAACUUCCUGCAGGACUCCAAGGUCGUUUUCGUGGAGAAAGCACCAGAUGGCCACCACAUCUGGGAAAUGGAGGCGAAAACCGACGGAGACCUGUGCAAGCCGAAUUCCUUGGUGGUCGAGAUCCCGCCUUUCCGCAACCAGAGAAUCACCAGCCCCGUCCAGGUCAACUUCUACGUGUGCAACGGGAAGAGAAAGAGGAGCCAGUACCAGCACUUCACCUACCUGCCUGCCAACGCUCCAGUCAUAAAAACGGAGCCCAGCGAUGACUACGAGCCUGCCCUCACCUGUGGACCAGUGAGCCAGGGCCUGAACCCGCUCACGAAGCCUUGCUACGGCCCGCCACUCGCCCUGCCACCCGAUCCCAGCUCCUGCCUUGUGGCCGGCUUUCCACCCUGUCCACAGAGAAGCGCCAUGAUGUCUCCGCCACCCAGCGCCAGCCCGAAGCUCCACGACCUCUCCUGUGCCCCCUACAGCAAAGGCAUGGCCGGCCCGGGCCACCUUGGACUUCAGCGGCCAGCCGGAGGGGUCCUUGGAGGCCAGGAGGCACCGAGACCUGGGGGCCCACAUCCCAGCGCCCCCCAGCCACCACCCCCCGCCCUGCUGCAGCCACAGGUGAGUCCACAGCCUAGCAGCGGCUGCUCCCUGGGGCGCCAGCCAGCACUCUGUCCCCACAGCCCCUCCACUGCACUACCGCCUGGUACCCACGAGCCAACCUGUCCGCAGCCCUGCAGCCCAACACACGCCCCCGGGAUGGGCCACCAGCAGCACCAAUCUUCGAAGGUUCUGAGAAGUGAGCCAGCCGCCCGGCCCCCACCGCCCGAGGUGCGUGAGGACAGUGAUCAUAGUCUGGCCCCCAUUCCCAUAACGGUCAAGAGAGAGCCGCGGGAGCUGGACCAGCUGGACCUGGAUGACGGAAGCUUGUCUGGCAGCUCUUGGAGAAGACGGACAGUGGUCAGCCGGGAAGGUGCUGCGCCCUGACCCCACUUCCCCAUCUGUCACUCCUUCUGGGGUCUUCGUCACUCCUAUGAUGGAAAUGGGCCCCAACUGAUCCUCAGGCUCGGUCCGAAUCCCACACGGAGCUCCCACAGAGCUGGGGUGUAGAACGCACCCACGGUGCCACUGCGAUGGGUGCGGUUCUCAGCCUGGGUGAACCACCGUGGACACGUACCCUACGCAGCUUGCUUUCCCCAUGCUGUCUCUUUUUGAGGACAUAUGUCAAGGCUUCUUCAGAAAUCAAAUCCAGAUAAACAGAGAAGGGAUGAUGGUGAAUUUCCAAAAGGAUAGUUCUGAUCCUCUGGAGGAAGAAAUUCAACAGGCAGAAGACAAUGUGCAAAUUACUGCAGGAGUGGCUUCACUGCUGCUGGCAGCCAGUGGUCAGAGGCCCGCAGGGGAGAACCUGCUCAGACGCCAAGUCUUGGUGAAACUCCUGGAAGGGACCAACCCACUUUCAAAGAGGAUGUGUUGGCACGUCCCUUGCUCAAUGAGGCUUUGUAGGGCUGUCAGGACCCCUGACCCCUGGGAAGUCUGCAGGGCAGGGGGGAGUGCGGAGAGCAGGCUAAACACCCACACAAUGUUCAGAACUUAAACGACAAUUCAAGAUGACAAAGCAGUGCUCCAAACACUGCCUGAUGAGUGAAUUACAGAGGCCGGCGAGUCUCAGCGCGCCUGCUUCUGGCCUGGAGAGACUUAGACACGGCGUCGGCUCCAAGGAGCAGACGGGAGCUGCGUCUUAGAGGCCAUCUGGCAUCUCGGUUUCUCGUGGGAAGUGCAGCGUAAUUGGGCGGGGCGAGCCUCUGUCAGACGACACUUUCCCAACCCCAGGUCCCAUGUCCGUCCAGCCUGGGAGACCCUUCCCGGCCCUGCCAUGGUCCCUGGUCCACAGCCCCAAGCAUCCUUUCCAUGUGUGGGACACACAGCGGCUCCCUGGCCUGUUCUUUCAGGUGUUGCUGGAAAGGGCUGCUGCACUGCUCUGGCUGAGGCGGUCUUGGGGCCCAGGGUGAUUCGGCAAGGCUGUUCAUGUGGGCAGUCACCAGGGCAAACUGUUAUUACACAAAGUCAAUUAGCGUGUGCACAAGCCGGUCCUGUUGAUUUGAUUUAGAGCUAAGGAGGGCUCCAGUAUUGUACAAUUACAAGAAACCUAAUGGCCCUUUGUACUGAAGGCAACUUGCAUGGCACCUAAUAUACUUUGAUGAAUUACUCAUUAUGUGCAAUGUUGGAAUAGCUUCUAUAGAGAUUAAUAAUUGGAUAAUCAAUACAACAAUUCAAUCUUGGUUUUGCUUUUUUCCUACUCCAGGGUCAAUAUGUCCUGUCCUCUUUCAUUUGCCCAAAUUUUCUGACUCCCCCUCCUUCAGAUUAUUUUCCAAAUUAGGAGUUUUAAGAGUAACUUGCACCCUUUUUUCUUCAUGCCUUGCAUGAUUUUUUGGUUCAGAUCUUUAUGGUUCUGCUAUGGGUCAGUUUUGUCAACCCUCAGAGGUACAGUUUUGCCCUCAGGUGGGCUCUGUUCAGCGGGGAGGGGAGCAGACAUGAGCACUUAAGACCUCAGGUGCAUGGGUGGCCUUUCUGGGGCUCUGCGUGCGUAAGGGGUGCUCUGGACACCCUCAGGGGCAGGGGGGAGGCACACCGACUCUCAGCACAGACGCUGAUUCUUCAGGUUUCCACCCUGGAGACACUGACCAUGGGGCUGUGGGGCCGUGGGGUGGGCCUGAGACAGUGGUUUAAGGCUGGCAGCAGUGCUGGUCCUGGGCUUGUGGCCUGGAAGUAGGGGAACGGGCAGGAGUGGUGGCUAUGGUGUCCAGGGUCUGCAUCUCGCCACGUGGGUUGGCGAGAUGCGAACCAGCUAUGAGAGGCAAAGUUGCCUGGCUGCUGUGUGAGCCCCAGGAGAAGGUCUCAGGACCCCACAGACAUUCGUGGGUGUGAAUCAAAUCCUUGAGGUCUUGUUAAGAUGCUCAGGAGGCCUGCCUGGGUGGGGCCUGAGAACCGGCAGCUCAGGUGUCACAGUGGUCCACGGGGGCAUGAGGCCUGGGCAGUGGGCAUGAGACUAAGGGGAGGGCCAGGCAGAGUGCAGAGCCCCUGUGUCCACCUUGCCAUGGGUCAGUGGGUGCCGGGGAGCUGGCCACCAGCUUCUCCCUGCUCGUGGUGUUGGUGUUGAACUGUGAAAGUUCCAGAUGUAUUCAGGUAGAGUGAAUACACACAGGCCCCUGUCCCCUCACCCUGAUUCCUGGCCGGCCCAGCGGCCAAGACAUAGCAGGGUCACUGCAUCUGCCCUUAGUGUUGUUGCCAAGAAGGAAGUUUAAAUGCAGGCCCAGACCCACACCUUCACCCUGUAUCCCUCAGACACAUUCGUCCUUUUCGACAGCCGUUUCCUACAAGAUCAUACCUAACAAAACGACUGCUACUGCUCUGGCCAGCCCAGGGUUUAGUUCCAAGUCAUGCUUAACCUCGAGGUGCAGCUUCACUUGCCACGACCCCAGCGUCUCCUCUGCUUCCUCAAUGAGCAGUGUCUCUGACCCAAACUGGCACCUGGUGGCAGAGUCAAGGGUCCCGUCCAGGUGGCCCGAAUGCCCCACACUGGGAGCAGUGAUGUGUGGCUUCCCUGUCCCCAAUGUGGCCACCAAAGAAGGAACAGCCACUUGGUUGGUGUCUUGGGACUUCAGCGCCCUGACGUCAACAUGCCAGCAGCCAGGGAAGGAGUGUGUGUUCCCAUGGCAGAGUGACAGAAGAGCAUGCCUUCCACACCUUUAUUUUUUAAUAAAGGGGGCUUUGACACUUUCUAUUUUUCCAAUUCCGACCAUUGUGUGAAUAGGAAUUUCAUAGCGGGGUGGGUGGGGGGUGUUUUCUGGCGGCACAAAGCAGGCCCUGGAAAAAUGCUUGUUGGUGGUUUAAUGAGCCCAGUGAGUAACGGGAAGGAGUUGGGCGCAGAUGAGAUAAUGGGCCAGGUAAUGUGGAAAGCACACGCCCGCACACAUCAGCGGGAGGCGCGGGCCUGGCCGGGGACCCUCCCAGGCACGUGGCUGGCCUGUUCCCCACGGACGUGGAGUUUCCACCCGGAGAGUUCGCAUUAUUGGGAGUUUUCAGGCUAAAUAAGGAAGCAGCCACCGAGGUAGGACAAUUAUUCUGUUUUAAUGGCUGGCAACCCCGCGUAACAACAGUGUCCAUCGUCACCAGCCCCACAUCCAGCUGGGAGGGUCAUGUUUUAUUAAAACCUGACUUGUUGUCAUCCAGCCCUCUGCUGUCCCAUCCUCUCCUUCCAAAAAUAGCAGGCCUGGUGGCAGUGGCUUAUUAUGAUUAAAAGAUAAAAAUAAGUGAAGGCUGAAAUAGGUCCAGGAUGCCCGAGGUAACACGAGAACUUACUUUUUAAUGAAACUUGAGAAACUGUCUUAUUUUCCACUGCUUCACAAAGCAUCUCUGAAAAAAACCCCAGGAAAGUAAAAAAGCACUUCAGCGAUGUUGCAGCUCUGCAUUUUCAGAAUCACAGUGGUCCCGAAGCCCUCAUGGCAACAUCGCUCUUUCUAGCCCAGAGUCUCACAGAUGCAGUGCCUCCCGUGUGGAAGCCACGGUACCUGGAGAGGAGUGACUCACAACUCAAGAGGUGGCGUCUUCUCCAGAAGUUAAGAGCCACACAAGAGCCCCCACUUCUCUUUGCCGCAGCACCUGCACCUGAGCAGACGUCCCCUGGGAGCUGCACCCCUCCUCCUGUGCCCUGGUCUCAGCUCUGUGGCCCAGCUCACAUCCACUGAAAUAUCUUAAAUGAGAGCUGAGCCAAAGUGCAGGGGUCCAGCAGAAAACGGGGAUCUCACAUCCACUGCCCAGGCCUCGUGCUGCCAUGGACCGACGUGUCACAGGAGCUGCUGGGAUGCAGAUUCUCAGGCCCCACCCAGGCCCCCCUGAGUAUCUUAACAAGACCCCCAGCAAUUCCUUUUGCACCCACGAACAUCUGCGGAGCCCUGGGCUGGUCCUUUCCCCGCAAGGAAAGUCACAGGAGUGACUUGCAGCCACCAUCAGAGGGCUUCCUUAUCCUGAAAUCAUUAGAUUCACAGGUUUAGCAGAGCAAAUAUAAUCUGGAGACUUCCUAGAAGUUGGUUCUAUAAGAACAGAUUUGGCCUGAGAUAUUUCUGGUUCGUUUCUGUCUGCCUAAAUUAUUAUCCUCUUAGUUUACAAUACUAACUUUAGUGAAAGGUGAGUUUUCCAGGAAAAUUAACAGAUAUUUUUUUAAAUUAUUUUUUAGUUAUAGGAGUGGGAAAGAAAGCCCUUCCUGUUUUGUUUUGCUCUUCACAGAGCUAUUUGGGCUUUCCCUUAAAAAGAAACCUGUUUCUGAUGACUCGUCCUCUGUAAGGACGUGCAUUUUUCUGUCCCUCAAAGAAAAACGGAGUGAACAAGUAACAGUGGCCUUUGUGCCACGUAUUUAUUUAUGUGCAGUGCUUCAUCUGGUCAUGGGCUUGAUGGAAGAGCCGAGGGGUGUGAUGCAACAUGAAGUGCUGUGUUGGAACUGGGGUGGGAACAGGAUUCUGUGGGGACCCCACGGUGGACUCAUCAAGACUCUCUUUGUCUCCUACAUUGGUUUUGUCGAGAGGACAAUGAUGGCUUUAAACAAAUAGGUCUCUUCAUGAAAAGCAAUGUCGUAGCACGUUGUAAAACCAAGAACGGAGAAAAUGACAGUAGCCCCACUGGGCUGGCUAGUUGCCAAGUCGCAGCAGAUAAAUGUUAAUUUUGAAAACUCAUAGUACAGUUAGUCUCCUUAUUGGAAAAAAAUGGGGGGACUUUAAAGUGUGUCAUAUGUCGUUAAGUGGGUAACCUAUGGAAUUAGGGCAAUUUGAUAAGCUGUGUCAACAAAUACGGUUGGUUUUUCACUGAUGCAAAAGUAUUUGCAAAGUAUGGACCUUAUCGGAGUUAAUUAAGCUUUUUUAACAGUACCGAUUAAACAGUGUGGCUGAGUUAACAUCGGAACUAGGUUCCUCCUCCAAGCCCAGAGACGGCCCCGAGAAGCCAACAUAUCUGAGAACCAGCCAGAAAAUCCCACACUUCGGGUCCUUCCUUUCCCCAGGCUGGGUGUUCAGGGCCUCGACACUGGCGGAAUCCCCCCCAGCAGAGGGGGCAGAGCCCACCACAGGUCCCGGCAUUGGGCCAUACAGAGACUAUUCCCGUUGUUUUUCCCAGUCACAGCUGCUGCCGAUUCUCUGUGGCAAAGGAAGGGACACGGCUGGUAUUUGCAUUAGCCUGAAAAACCCACACAGAUUCUACUUCUGAUAACAAAGGGGUCCACACGCUUUGUCGGAAAUAUGGAAACAGAGAGUAGAGGUGGCCCCGUCCUCGUCCCAUUUUGUGCCUUGUGGUUGAGCCCAGACUUUGCGUCAGCUCCAGACCUGGACCAUCUCACUCGCACCCCCGGCCGGUUUCUCUUUUUCCGACAGUCAGUAAACGGAAAGUUCGCCAGAAAGUGCUCGAGUGCUUCUCUUCCCCUUAAUGAAGGCAGUACGAUGCCCCCCACCCACGGAGCAGUCUCAGCAGCUGUCCUGCCGCGUGGGAACAGACCCCAGGAGCCGGCCCCACUGUGUGAGGACCGGUGCAUUGCCUGCCCUCUCCCGGGGAGCUGGGGGUGAUGCUGCCGUCCUCCCCUAGCACACAGCUGUCUGGGGGGACUUCUCCCCGAAUCACAGAGCAGACAGGGCGAGUCCCACCUCCUGUUUUCACAGCCGUGACCUUCAGGCCCCAGGCAGGUACAAAGCAAGCCCAGGCCGGAGGCAGAAUGGGAAGAGGCUGCCUUCAUCCAGCACUUUCUCCAGCUGCACCUUCCUGGCCUUGCAUUUGUGUUUACUUAUAGGAAGGUUGCAGGCUGCCCCCAGUCCCCCCACUGAUGUCGUGUGUGCCACCGAUGCAGCGUGGACUCGGGAUAGUUUUGGUCUCGGGAAAACUGGAAAAUUGCAGGAUCCUUAGGCUUCAAGGUCGCUCACGGCUAUGGGAGGCCAAGUCGAGUGGCCCAGGCGCUGCCCUGGCAAACGGGUCAGGCCGCCUUUAAAAGCAGAGCCACCCGCGUUCUCUUCCCGGCUUCACUCCUGAUGGCUGCUUUCCUCAGGGUUUUGUAUUUGGAUUCUGAUCACGGAUGGUCCUGUAUUUCCUGGGGUCUCAGGGACCUGCUCAUGCCAGGACCCUGGGUUUUCCUUUGUGGCCCCUCUUUUCCUCUGAUGUUAUUAUUGCCACCCUCAAAGCCCCUGUUAUUUAGUCAAACACAGAAGCAUCUGUAUCGCUUCUCCAUUGAGAGUAGGAAGUGGGACAGCCAGUGAUAAAGUCUCGGGCGGAAAGGCCGUGACACUGGUGGUAAGCGGCCGUCCUGGGCUGGGGGUGGGUAGGAGGCCCCCAUAGGCAGGAGGAACCCUGGGGCCCCUCAGAGGUCAAGUCCUAGAAGGAGGCCGAGCGGGGAUGGUGCUUCCCCAAGAGAGAAGCAACUGUGACAGCCCCCAGCCCUGCUUGUGAGACAAGUUAAUGGCCUCUGCUGGACCACGGCGGGGAGGGGGGGCCUUCUGAGAUGGCGGCCAGCGGGUCCCCCUGGUAUUCAGCCCAUAGCGCGGGGGACACUAUCUUCACAGUCCACUAGGAGUGGGGGCCCACAGACCCUGGAUCUCCUCCUUUAAAAAAAAAUUUCUAAAGCACAUAAAAGCUAGUACAGGAGAAAUGACUGAAAAAAAAAAAAAAGAUCUUUUUAGCUCAAAGAGAACACUGUGUUUGUAUGUGUGGCGGUGGGUGGGUAUGUUGGUUUGUUUUGUUGUAGGAGAAGCAUCCACAGAAAAGGAAAGUCAUACCUGUGCCCUUGGCCUCCCCUGGCCUCGGAGACUGUAGGGGAGCAGGUGAGGCUGGGAACAGAGGACUCAGGGGACCUAAGGACCCAGGUCCACCUGGCUGGGCUACUGGGACCAUAGCGCCCCAGUGUCCAUCCACCUCCACAACCAGGCUGCUGCUGGCUUUCCUAGGAAGUGUUAAGAAGGAUUAGUUCAGGCUGCCCUAUGGAGGGGGGACCACGAGGGGGCCAUCUGGACACUCACAGGACCACAGUGUGUCCAGGUUGGGAGUGGGGCAGUCCCCGCUCAGGUUGCCAAGUCAUGACCUGUGGUGCAAGGGCAGUGGGCCCCCUUCAUGCCACUGCCUUUACUUUCUUGUAGGGUCAUUGCCAGGAUCAAGAAUAACAUACGUGCAGGUGCUUAGAAGUGAACAGUGAAGGCUGCACACGGGUUAGGUAAAGAAGUAGUUUGCUCAUUCCCUAAGAUUUGAUUUGAGAUCCUUAGUUGCAUUCAGAAAAGCUAGGCAUGGAGAGGGGAGAACCAUACCAAAACUAUUCAGAACCACAGUUCCUUUUAGGUUUGCCCUGUGCUCGGUGUGGUCAUGCAAGACACAUGAGUGCAGCCUUGGAGAUGGGCUAUGGGCGUCUCACGACAGCCCAGGGCUUGCUGUCAGCUCUUUGUGAAGUCGUGGGCAAGGAAGAAACCCAUAUGUGAAAGUGCAAAUAUUUUCCUUUGCAAGAGACAUCUCACCUUGCUGGUGGGCUUGUGUGCUCAUUAUUAACAGCAGAGGCAUCUUUAUGGAGUGUCAGGAAGGAUAGAGUUAAAACUGACAAGUGGAAUGCAGGUACAGGUGAAAAGCUGCGCCUGUACAUGCUGGGUUUUGUAUUUUAAAAAAUGCUAACGUCCUUUUCACUCAAAUCCAGAUACACACACACACACACACACACACACACACAUCCUGGGUGUAUAUCCCAGAUUAAAACAACAAUUCAAACUGCCACAUGAGUUCUAGAAAAAAAAAAAAAAAGUUUCCACCUUAGGAGCAUUUUAGAGAAAAGUUAAAUAUAAGGGAAAAAACCUUUCUUAUUAAAUCGAAUUGUGGUAUAACAGCUCACCACAUCCUGUCACAGGGACAUCUGACAGUAAGCAAAGCAAAGGUUCCGCUUUCAGGUCCCCGGCCACCUCUGAGUGUCACAUGUUACCUGCAGUUCAAAAUACUUCUGUAGAGAAAAACCCUCCAUGUCGGUGGAAAAGCUGAAUAAGAAGAUGGAAAUUAUCAGUCGAGAGAAGACACUGUGGGAAACGUAGGUGUCAUCGGCACAACCGGAUCAAAGAAAGAAAAGCCACCCCCGAACCACCAGCCCAGGGCCCAGAGGGCGGGGCGGACGAGGCCUCGGACCCAUGACCUCACGGAGGAAAGAUAGGAAGUCGAGGCCGGGAAGAGAGCGGGGCGGGGGCGCAAGGCUUCCGUUCCCAGCCUGAGCCGAGGCUGCCCAGCCCACCCUUCCUGGCUGCCCAGCCCUCAGGGAAGGGGGUCUGUCACAUCGCCCCCUGUAGGGCCCCUGCCCAGACUGAGCCUGAGGCCUGAAGUCGGGGCUGUGGACAGGCCUCCAUCAGCGGCUGCCUGGCCUCCGGGGCCCAGACUCAGGAAGCCCCAGGCAGAGGAAGGAGUGCGCCGUGCUGGUUUGGGAGCCUGAGCCCCAGAGGGACAGGCAUGGACCCCACCUGACAGUCCAGGUUUGGGUGGCUGGGUUGAUGUGCCAGGCGGGAGCCCCCUCCCCUCUCCCGAGGUCUCUGACCCUCAGUGCCAAGGAGAGAGGGUCGGGCGCCUCCCUGAGGAGCCAGGCCUGGAUCCCUAGGGGCCCGGGACUCGCUGAGUGACUCAGGGCUGCCCACCUCCACACCUCUCCAGAGUUCAGGUGCGGGUGGGCAGCAAGGGGAAGCCCCUGCUGAUGCUCUUCCCCUUUCAUCUUGAAGAGCAGAUGUUCUUCUCCUGUGGUCUGAAGGCCCUGAGUAACUACAGCUUCUCAGCUCCUCUGCCUACUGCUUCUUACUCCAAGAGACUUUCUCUCCAUCAGUGUCACCCUCUGCCCGCCCCCUUCUCCCCAUCAUCAUUACCCUGCGACCUCCUCCUUCUCUUCAUCAUUGUUACCCUCACACCUCCCCCUUCUGUCCAUCAUUGUUCCUCUCUGACCCCUUUUCCAGCAUUUCUGGUAUUACUAGAACCAGAUUUCUAGGACCUCAAUUGUCUCAUAACAGAAUGAAGGGCUCCCCCAUUUCUGUGUCAUUGAUUGAAGAUCUGUCCCUCUCCUUCACAUGGAUCCUGUUUACACCUGUCCCCAUCAUGAAAUCUCUGCUUUGAGGCUGAUGGCUGCUUUUUUGCACCUGGAUGCUUGCAGCUGGGCUCCGAGUCCACCCUCCCAAUAGUGCCUGCCGCCCAGUGGGAGGAACGCUGGCCCCUGUGUGGCCCCAAACCUGUUGUUUAAUCUGAAAGCAGCUUAGGCAGACCUGCUGGGCCUAUGGCCUUGGGUUCCUUUGGGACCAGAGGGGUUGAGGACCACGAAAGCGUCCUGUGCAAUGUCAGGGGUGGAGUGAGUAAGUGUGCUGGGCCGUCCCCACAGUCGUGGGUCUCUGUACGAACGCCCAUGUCUUCCCAGCACGUUCCACACGCCUUCCCUGGUACAGAGAUAUUCUGACAGCGGGUCAACCCUCUCCUUACCCAGACCAAACCCCAAAGAGGUGGCGGCCAGGUUGAGCCCAGGGCCUUCAGAGAACAUGUGGCUAUGUGUCAGGUGGCUGUAUGGGGUCCGCAGCACCCACAGCCCUCCCUCCCCCCCGGCAGGCAGCCCGGCGCCACCCCAAGUGCAGAUGGUAGUGGUGCUGAGAGCCAGCCACACAGGCGGCCCUUGGUGACAGUGGCCCCAGCACAGCCCCGCGGGAGGAGCCAGGGCUGGGGUCCACUGUGCGGGUUAGCGGCUGUGAAGUGGUGCCAGUGAGUUCUGUUAUCAGUUCCCAGGACACAGUUCCUGGUUCCCCCACUGGUUUUGUUAUUGUUAUUCUGCAAACUAGGUGGGGAUGUUGGAAGGGAGUUCAGGGAAGGGAGUGGGGUGGGAGCACGCCCGGCCAAGUGCUCCAGGAAGCGCCCUCGGACAGGCCAGCCUUUAUCUGGGCGGCAGAGGGAAACCCGGGCAGUUCCAUGACGCCAGCGCCAGCCCCCACCUCCGAGUCCCGUUAGCAAGGCAGGCGGUGGUGACAGCCUCCCGUGACACUUCUCCUCUGUGGUGCCGCUCGGUAGGCGGAGGGCGGGGGGUCGUGCAGCUCCCUCCCCGGGGUCUCUGCCAGUUCGCUCAUUUCCUCUCCAGCUGCCAAAAAUCACACACUGAUAGUGCACAGGGACACGGGACAUAAGUGAAGGAAGAACCUGAAACGGAGGCUCGGGCCCUGGUGUUGCCAUCCUCUCUCUAGACCUGGCCUGUCUGACUCCGAGGCCAGGGGCAGGGUUUUUCGGGGCUCUGGUGGCCUGGGCCGUGUGCGAGGCCUGGAGACGCUCAGGGUGCCCGCACUUUUGAGCCUGACUCCUCAUCAGACCUGAGGCCGAUGCUGACAGUGUUUCUGGCCCAGAGCAGCUCUGUGGUCAGGGUCACCAGCCCCAUGUGUCCUACCAGUUCAGGGCGCCGUGAGGAUGCUGGCGGGCAGCAGCGGGGACACCUUUGCGCAGGCUGAACCUAAUGAUGGAAUCUCGGGUUAUAGACAUGACCUUGCAUGCAGAGUGCUGUUCCUCUAAUGCCCAUCUUUGUUUUCUUGCAGUAAACGAAAUAAUACGAAACGACCUCUCCAGCACCAAUAUCCACUCAUAGUUGGCAACGUGGGACUCUCAGAAGCUCCGCGGCAUGGACGUUAUGGCAACAACUUCUGAGUAAACACCCUGAACUCACACGGGCACCUGGUACCUCUCAGAACUGCCCACUGCAGGCUGACGUCAUGUGUACAGAGAAGUGACUCCGGGCAGGAAGGGAUGCUCCACCUCCUGAGGGAAAGUGUCUCAAGAAGGAGAAGAAAGUGGGUGGCUGGGGUGAGUGCGGGACAGCCCGCGUGAGGCUCCCCUCAAGCCACCCCACUGCCGAGGCAGCCUGGUCCCAGGCCUCACCCUUCCGGCACCCCUGAAUUUCAUGCUGGAAGUGCCUUAAUUACCCCGACCACACCAUCAGGGUGUCGCAGAGUGGAGCAGUGAAUUUGCUACCAGGAAAGUAUUUGUAGGAGCAGAAGCUAAAGACGCUUGGCCAAGAGGCUUGAUUCUUUGUACAAAUUAAGGGAAUCCUGGGGGGCAGAGCAUCUGGAGGAAGCCCAGUGCUCGUUUCCUCCUGUCUUCAACCUUUCCUGGGCAGUAGCAUCAUACGAUCCCGUUGCCUUAUUCAGUGCAUUUCAGAACUGCUCCCAAGUGUCAUCUCAGCUCUUUUAUAACCUUCUCUCCCCGUCCCCGUGGUACGCAAACCAUAGGGCUGUUCAUUGUAGCAUGUUAAGAUUUUGUUUUUAAUCUGGCUUCAAACACAGCACAAGUAAGUUGAAUAGCACAAGACAGGUUACUGGACAAAAAAAGAAAUCUCUCCGCGUCAGGGUAGAUUUUGCAUUUGCAUGUGUGUACAUAUAUAGGCAUAUAUUUAUGUAUGAACAAUAACAGAGGUGGUGAUAUACAGCCUUCGCCCAGCAAGGGUGUCCGCAUUAGCAAUAACCAGUGUCCAUUUUGGAAAGAGCACCCAUGGCCCCAAACCUGGCUUCCUAGCCAUUCCCGUGGGGGAGCCCCGCCCCCUCCUCCCCCGCAUCUGCGUUUCGUCGCCUCCUGCAGUUAACCAAGCACUUUAGAAGCCAGGAGAGGUGCGUUCACAGUACCGUCUGUUACCAAAUGGCAAAAUUGGAAAGAAACUGUAAAUAGCAUUACAGAAGGAGUGUAAUAUAUUUGUUCAGCUGUAAGAUGGUUAUUUCACAGAAGCCUUAUAACCUCGCUUCAUGUAAGAAAACGAUUACCAAAAACAGCAUUUUCAUAUGCAGCGACUGUAGUGUGUUUCCAGACUAGUUACUGUUAAUACGUAGGUUAGUGUAAGCUUUCUGCUGCAUUCCGUACACUUAACAGCUUAUUACAUGAUUGCCAGCAGUGACCCGUUGUCUCACGUAACCAAAAAGCAUGGUGUGACGAACACGGUUAACCUAGUAACUGUGCCUUAGGAACUCACGCCCCCUCAUGGAGCACGGGGGAAUCACACCCUCCGACGAAGUGACAAGCAGUUCCCCUCACUCGAGAGCUCUCCCACAGAAAGAAUCACUUAAAUGUCCUUCUGUCCAAUCAUGUCUUACUUUGUAAGUCACAGAGGCGAACAUCUGAAAGCCAUAUUGAACCAUUUGCACAUUACUGUGAAGAGCCGAGGAUCCAUGGCUUCGUGUGCGUAGACCUGCCCGCGUUUAGCUCUGUAGGACUUGCAUGAGACAUUUCUUGGUAGACUGUCAUGGAAGGGACACGUUUGCUCCUGUGUCAGCUAUCUCUGUAGUUAGAAAUAGGUCCAAUAAAGCAAUAUUUUUUUGCUGGA
This is a messenger RNA of Phacochoerus africanus (Common warthog), 15697 nucleotides long. RefSeq names its product nuclear factor of activated T cells 1 (gene NFATC1). Gene Ontology annotation, molecular function: DNA-binding transcription factor activity, RNA polymerase II-specific; transcription factor binding; RNA polymerase II cis-regulatory region sequence-specific DNA binding. Gene Ontology annotation, biological process: cytokine production; calcineurin-NFAT signaling cascade; regulation of transcription by RNA polymerase II. NCBI's taxonomy places the organism in Eukaryota, Metazoa, Chordata, Mammalia, Artiodactyla, Suidae. Gene Ontology annotation, cellular component: transcription regulator complex. The transcript has 10 exons. The record is from RefSeq and is a predicted model, not a curated record. Bases 523 to 3327 code for a protein of 934 amino acids.